Hyalella azteca is the source of this 2913-nucleotide messenger RNA. RefSeq lists its product as uncharacterized. The coding region runs from base 109 to 819 and encodes 236 amino acids. Lineage: Eukaryota; Metazoa; Arthropoda; Malacostraca; Amphipoda; Hyalellidae. The transcript is spliced from 5 exons. The record is from RefSeq and is a predicted model, not a curated record.
UUAGAUAUCUUCCACCUCAGCUGAAAUUUCAAAUUGAUUGUUCAAGACAAGACACCGCAGAUUAAAUCCUAGGAUAGUUUUAUUCGACGCGGCAGCGGCACCACAAACAUGCGGGUUGCCAGACUGAAUUUGGCCCAGAAUUCUUACCCAGCAAAGUGCAUCUUGCUUCUACUCAUCGGAUUGUUUUCAUUGUUUAGCUUUUACAAGUCUGUGCAGCACUUUCAACUGAUCAACUUCGAGACAUGGCCACCUGGAGAUGAGGAUUUCCUGGGUCUCGACGCGGAUGAUCCGAGAUUGAUCGAUUACAUCCGUCAACACGUCAUCGUGCCUCCCUCUACCGAACCCUACAAUUUGUAUUAUGGGAUCAACCAUGACCCUUCUGACGGCCAGUCGAAAGUUGUCGACGAACUAUUAAACCAUAAGCGGAAUGGCUUUUACGUCGAAAGUGGAGGUUACACGGGCGAAGUGGUAAGCAACACUUUAUUUUUUGAAAUAAAACGAAAUUGGACCGGGAUCCUGAUUGAGCCGAACCCGAGGAACUUUGAAAAGUUAUUGUCUAGGAAGCGAAAAGUGCACUCAGCUAAGGCGUGCAUCGGAGAAACUAAAUCAGCUGACAAGGUUGUAUUUGCAAACCAAAAAUACGCUGGCAAGAUAUUUAAUCCUCAAGAUCCAAACCAACGAGGAUAUUCAUUGGACCUGAGCAGCGCAAAAUGUUUCCCGCCGAGUACAAGGUCCUGCAGUCCAUACCCUGGGACAAGAUUGAUAUUAAGACGUUAUCCGUGGAGUACAACCUCAUCCCAGAAGGAAUGCCUGCACUGAUUGACUUCAUGACGUCAAAAGGGUACAUCUACUACAUGAAAUUCAUCAGGCCUUAUACACACGACCUCAUUUUCGUCAAACAGGAAGUGUUGGAUCAUACAAGAGUGCAAUAUGGAGAACUGCCCAUUCUGGAUGUUAAUAACACAGUCAGUUGGAUGACUCGUUCGAAUUUGGAGUCAUGAAGAGAUAAUAGCAAGAAAUAUUUUCAACCAAGGAAUGGAGGCGAGACAAUUGGCAGUCGCUUCUUGAGUUGCAAUUAUGCUUGAUGAACAGCAGAAAUAUUAUCAGUUCAUGAAGGAAGAAAAAUUUUAGAAUUAACAAACGUUGAUUAGUGGGUUUUCAGUGGCAUUUCAAAAGUAUUAACUGGAAAAUUGAAAUAAUAACUGGUAAAUUCAAGAAUGAACUUGAAAGACUUUGAAAAUUAAGUGAAAUUAUCGCUUUGAUAAAAUAAUCAACUUGUAAAAUAAACUUCAAAUAAUCGGCUUCAUAGUGCGUAAAAGAAUCCCAUGCAGCUCAUCCGCUAUCAUAAGGUUGGGUUCCUUUCUGAAAUAUUGUUAGGAUAAAUCAUUGAGAAUUGAUAACGACUCCACAACAUUAUAGUGUCUUUGACAUUACAAGGUUUGAACUUACAAUUGAAGCUCACAAGUCGAAUAUGUCGCUUCCCUUUCAUAGGCAACAGUUUCCAGGCGGCCGAUGAGAGGCAAGCUGUCAGCUGGAACUGAUAAGCUUUUGGUCCGCUACUAGAAUCUCAACACAAUGACUAACAGCCAACGCAGAAUAUCGAAUACCUUCUAUCAAAUACAUCGAAACCGAUUGAUGCGAUACCUUCUUUCUAAAAAAUAUGCAAUCGGCUUUCGUUAAACACAUGGUUUGACGCAGCAGGGGUUGAUGCUACUCGAUCACAACUUACUUCAUCCCUUAAUGCUCUGAUACAAGGUGUAGUAACUGUAGUAUAGAUCUAGAUGCAUUAAUUAGCCAGACGUUUCUAGACUUCCAGCCGCACUGAGAAAUAGAAAUUGCACCUCGCUUUGUAUCUUGAAACUAUUCAGUUUCUCCGAUGAGUCAGUGAGCGCUCUAUCGUACUCCGACAUGUUUCUAAAUGUUUUCAAUGAAACGAAACCAUUCCAAAAUUAUUAAAACAUCUAACUCAAUUCGUUAAAAUUUGAAACGAAACCAUUGAAAUAACAACGACAAAUUUUAUCUGGUUAUUUAAUAAAAUGAUUUUGUUUGUGUCCAGCAACACACCAUCAACAAACCUGAUAGGAAGAAAAAAAUACCAAGAAAUAUUUUUAUUUUCCCAUUCCCGUUUUAAAUCAUCGCAUUUGAUCAAGGAAUUCUGGAGAGUCCUUUAUACCAGCUUAAGCUUAUUCAUCUAUAGUCUACACCUAAUGUAACUGUUGUGACAUAAAAUUCACAUAUAAUAUAUUAAUUUUCAUAUGUAUAGCAUAAAUGAUUUUGAGUAGAAAUUCUGACUAAUAAGUCACUUAGAAGUGGAGUCACAGCAAAUUAACUAGGUGACGAAAUCCCAUUGGAGCCGUGCAGUGCAGCCAGCCUGAGGCUUAGCGGUGUACAGUCGGACUUAUGAAAGGUUUUUCACUCAUACCGAACAUUACAGCUAUAAGAAAAUAAUAUCCUAGAGUUCCAUCUUUAGAUAAAUCAAGUACCACAAUAAACUCUAUGUUGUUCUUUCAUGAAUUUAGAAAGGAAAGGAGGAGGCGCCAUCAAAUUUUUUUGGGGCAAAUUUUCAUGUUAAUAUCUUGUAAAAAUAGAUUUCCACAAAACAAAAUGGUACAAUCUGACUCUGGAGCCUCCAAUUGUCGGCACAUUGAGAGUUCGACAAAAUUGAAGUUGUUCAUUCAGUGAGGCAGGAUUUCGGGUUCGAGAAUAGGAAAACCAUACAUUUCUUGAACCAAUGAUAAUUUACCAAAAUUUCGUCAAAAGUUUGUCGGCCUCUUGGUCCACUAAGAGGUCUCUCUCUCGCAUCCUCUGCUUGAUGUGAUUCGUUGUUGUGGUUGUUGGCUGGAUAAAGGUUGGCUGGAUAAAGGCCGGGUUAGUAUUAUUCCUAUAUAUGAAUAAAUGUAUUUGUUCAUUAUU